ACAAUGCUGGAGAGAUAGCGAGUCCGGAUUGAGAAUCAGAGAGUAAAGAAGGACAUAGGAGAAAAAAAACAAAAGGAGGAAAAAAGAUCCAAGAAGAAAAAAAAUAACAUACUCAAACAAACCAACCCCGCGCCGAAAGAGCCGGCACCAUGAGGUCCAAAGGCAGGGCUCGGAAGCUGGCCACGGCAGAUAGCGGAGACUUCUCCCUUCUUCCCUCCGACGUUCUGGACAACAUGGGUGUAGUUGACGGAGACUCCACUCUCAUCACGCCCGUCGCCGGGGACAACCUUCCCUCCCCCGUCCUAUCGGGUGAGGUGGGUUCCCCUCUUGACCACUCCCCCUUCCAGGCCUCCAUGUUCCUCUCCGAGGGGGAGGGGGAGGCCGCGGGAGCGAUGCCCGAGGUGGAGCUGCGUGAGUCGGGCGCGUGGCCGGAGACGCUGGGCGUGUGGAGCUGCAGGAGGAUGGAGGUCGGCGAGAGGCUGGGACCGUGCGGAGAGGACAUGAUUGGGCUUGCGCAAGCACACGACUGGGAGCUGGAUGGGGAAGCUCAGGUGAGGCUUUGGGAGAACCGUGGAGGAGACAGCAGGAGUUGGCUCAGGCACAUCCAGAUCUCCCCAUCGCCCCGGCAACACAACCUGACAACCUGCCAGCUUCAUGAUCAGAUAUUUUAUCGAGUGACUAGAGAGAUCCAACCCGGUGAGGAGCUGCUGUUGUUCAUGAAGGCAGAGGAGUUUCCAUAUGAGGCCAUGGCUCCUGAUAUCCACGAGGAGAGGCAGUAUCGCUGCGAGGACUGCGACCAGCACUUUGAGUCGCGCUCGGAGCUGCUGGACCACCAGAUGCAGCCUUGCGGCACGCCACCGUCCGGCCUGACGCUGUCGCUGGGGGAGCAGGGCCUGGGCAGCAGCGCAGGAGAGGGCAGCGAUCCCGAACCCCCUCUCCACCAUCUCCACCACCGCACACACACUCUGCACGAGCAGGACGACUCACCGCACGAGUGCAGGGAGUGCGACCAGGUGUUCCCCGACAUUCAAAGUCUGGAGGCUCAUUCCCUAUCCCACUCUGAGGAGAGAGAGUAUAAGUGCGACCAAUGCCCCAAGGCCUUCAACUGGAAAUCCAACCUGAUUCGCCACCAGAUGUCCCACGACAACGGCAAGCACUACGAAUGUGAAAACUGCUCAAAGCAGGUGUUCACGGACCCCAGCAACCUGCAGAGGCACAUCCGCUCUCAGCACGUGGGGGCGCGCGCGCACGCCUGCACCGACUGCGGCAAGACGUUCGCCACGUCGUCGGGCCUGAAGCAGCACAAGCACAUCCACAGCAGCGUCAAGCCCUUUUCAUGCGAAGUGUGCCACAAGUCCUACACACAGUUCUCCAACCUGUGCCGACACAAGCGCAUGCACGCCGACUGCCGCACACAGAUUAAGUGCAAGGACUGCGGCCAGCUCUUCAGCACCACGUCCUCGCUCAACAAGCACCGGCGCUUCUGCGAGGGCAAGGCCCACUUCCCCUCCGCCGGCCUCGGGGGCCUGUUUGGCGCGGCCCUGCCCCUGGGUGGACACCCGGGCUCCGACAAGCCCCAGUUGGCCGCACUGGGUCACGCCGCCGGCGCCGGAUUGGCCGAUUACUUCGGCGGUCGGCACCACCACCACCACCCGGGCGCGGGGCUGACGUUCCCAGCGGCGCCGUCGUUCCCGUUCGGGUUCCCGGGGCUGUUCACGUCCGGGCUGUACCCGCCGCACCCCAGCAGCGGCGCUCCGCACCACCAGCCCCUGCCGCACCGACCGCCGGGCCUGGUCAGCCCCCCAGCGUCGGCCUCCUCGCCCGGGAAAGAGCGCCCCAUGUUGUCCCCGACCGCGUCUGCGUCGGCGCUGCAGCAACAGCAGCAGCUGCGCUCGCAAGGCGGCGACUCGGGCACCAAGCGCAAGGACGAGGGCCGCGCCGGAGAGGACGGGUCAGCGGGACUCCGCGAGAGGGGCUCGUCCUCCUCCUCCUCGUCCAAUCAGAGGCGCGCCAACGGCAAGGGCAGUGACCAAUCAGAGACGAGCGACGACGUGGACGACGUGAGCACGCCCAGCGGCAGCGAGCUGGAGACGAGCUCGGAGGCGUCGGAGCCGGACAGUGAGGGCGAAGGCGAGCGGGACGGAGACGUCGGACGCAGCAUCAGAAGGAGCAAGGCAGCAGGCGGGAGGACUCCGGCCAAUGGCGCGGCAGGGUUGGCCGGACUGUUGCCGCCGGCGCUGGACGAGCGGUCGGCCGUCUCCGGGGCGGUCAGCGACUCCAUCAAGGCCAUCGCGUCCAUCGCCGAGAAGUACUUCGGCUCGGCCGGACUGGCGGGGCUCGGAGGUGGUGCCGCGGCAGCGGCCGCCGUUGCCGCUAGCGACAGGAAGCUGGGCGGGUCAGGGGGCGGCUCGCUGGGCUACCCCUCCGUCUUCCCGCUCUCACUGUUCCCGGCGUUCUCUGCCGCCGCGUCCGUGUACCCACCGUUCGGCGCCGAGCGCGAGGCUCAGGCCAUCCCGGCCAGCCCGGGCCUGACCCCGACCACGGAGUCGCCCUUUGACCUCAGCACGGCCAGGCGCAAAGAGGAGCGGCCCGCCAACUCCGAGGCCACCCACUCUAGGCCUGAGACACGCCCACAGCCAGCUGCCGCGGCCAAUCCGGACCAGCCACUGGACCUGAGCCUGGGCGGCCGCAGUCGCACGCGGCCCAAGGGCGAGGAGCCGAAGAGGAGCGGUCAUAUGUACGGAGGAGAGGAGCGGUCAGAGAUGGCCGCGCCCAAAGCAGACUCAUCCCUCCAACACGCCAGACCCACCCCUUUCUUCAUGGACCCCAUUUACAGGGUUGAGAAGAGGAAGGUGAACGAUCCGUUUGAGACGCUGAAGGACAAGUAUAUGCGCCCGGCCCCAGGAUUCCUGUUUCACCCCCAGUUCCGCAUGCCGGACCAGAGAACAUGGAUGUCGGCUAUUGAGAAUAUGGCAGAGAAGCUAGAGUCGUUUGGCUCUCUGAAGCCGGACGCUGGGGACAUCAUGCGCUCGGUGCCCUCCAUGUUCGACUUCCGUGCCCCUCCUGCCACGCUGCCCGAGUCUCUGCUGCGCAAAGGCAAGGAGCGCUACACCUGCAGGUACUGUGGUAAAAUCUUCCCCCGGUCGGCCAACCUAACCCGUCACCUGAGGACACAUACUGGAGAACAGCCUUACAGGUGUAAGUACUGUGAUCGCUCGUUCAGCAUCUCGUCCAACCUGCAGCGCCACAUCAGGAACAUCCACAACAAGGAAAAGCCCUUUAAGUGCCACCUGUGUGACCGCUGCUUCGGCCAGCAGACAAACCUGGACCGGCACCUCAAGAAGCACGAGAACGGCAACCUGUCAGGCACAGCCAUGUCGUCACCCCGGUCUGAGCUGGACAGUAGCAGUGCCAUCCUUGAGGACAAGGAGGACUCCUACUUCAACGAGAUCCGCAACUUCAUCAGCAACUCUGGCCAGAGACAGACCUCCCCACCACACUCCGAGGAAGGGAUAAACGGCGGCCAUUUUGAAGAGGACAAAGGCCCGACCCCCAGCCGAGAGUCACGUGACCUGGAGGAAGAGGAAGUGGAGGAGCCUGGAGCUGAGGAGGAGGCCGGGGAACAGAGCGAGGUCACGGGCAAGCCUGCGGACGACGCGCUCCCUAGCAACCUGGAAGAUGACAACGAUGCCACCAUGCGAGAUGAGAUGGAUUUUGAGGGGACCAACGAUCUGGAGCUCAACUGCAAAACUUCCCCAAGGAGGUUUGAGGACGAGGAGGAGGAGGAGGAAGAGCAGGGCUCAUUCUCCGCUCUGGAUCACAUCCGCCACUUCUCCGACAUGCGCAAGAUGGACGACAGAGAGUUCGGUGAUGGUGAUGUCACCGGGUUCGGCUCCAGCCGCCUCUCAGAAGCUGUCAAGCAGCCGCUUUAUAGGAAGUCCAAGUCCCAGGCCUAUGCCAUGAUGCUGUCUCUGGCUGAUAAGGACCCACUGCACGCCGGUGCCCACGGCCCCUCUGCCAUGUGGCACAGCCUGGCACGCGCUGCCGCCGAGUCCAGCGCCAUCCAGUCACUGAGCCACGUAUGAGGCGCCCGCCACGCUCCCUCGCUCCGUCACGACGAUGACCUCUGACCUGCCGUCUCUCACCUCUCCUCUUCCAGCCUGACGUCCUGCACCCAUCCCCGACCCUUGACCCCCCCCCAGUACUCCUACCUGAGGCCCCGCCCCCCCCCCCCCCACACACACACACACACACACACACACAGCCGUGGGCCCUCCACAGACUGCUGAGCAGAUAGACACACACAUACACAGACACGCCACAUGCUGUCACCCAGGCUCUGACAAAUACACACACAUGAACCUCACAGACAACACACACACACACACACACACACACACACACACACACACACACACACACACACACACACACACACAGCAGACACCACAGCAAAUGUGACCUUAAAGGAAAUGAUUAAUUGACUGAUUAAUUGAUUGGUUUGUUGAUUAGAUCAUAUGAAUAAUGACAAUGAUGAUAGCAGUGCUUAUGAUGAUGAUGAUGAUGAUGAUGAUGAUGAUGAUGAUGAUGAUAAUAGUGAGUAAUAAUAGGUGUAUUUAUUCUGUUUGAAGUUUCCAUGUUUUGCACAGCGAAGGCAGCUGGUGACUAGAAGGGUAAAACAAAAAAAAAGUUGGUAUGAUGUUGGUAUGAUGUUGUAACGUUAGCAUCUCCAUAGAAAUAGUGAUUGACAAUUAUGAAAAGAGUCUUCCACAUGAAAGGAUCAGAAUGAUAUUUAGUUGCCCCCCCCCCCCUCCAAGUGCACACAGUCAUACACACAACCACACACACACUCACACACACACAGCCUCAUACAUAAAUGCAUACCCAUACACACAUUAAUGGAGAAAGGGUGUGUUAAGAAACAUUUCUAGUGUUCUUCCCUUUAAGUCCCUGUAAAAGAGGCAGAGUGAGACUUAAUAGUGACAUAAUUAUGGGGCAUUUAAAUAAACACUCAUAACUGAAGCCACACAGCUUAGCAGACACCAGAACAGUAGCAAGUGGAUGUAUGAUGGGAUAAUUCAAAAAAAAAAAAAAAGCAUCUCUUUAAAAGAAACAAAUUUUGUUGUUGCGACAAAAUUGAUAUAACACCACUUUCUUUUUUGAAAUCUUAGAAAUUAAAAACAAAAAGACAACACCCCAACCCCCCCCCCCCCCCCCAGUUGUAUGAAAGAGGAAAUUAAGAGACAUAUGUAGCACCCUUUUGUGUACAGGUUGCGUCUCUCUCCUCUAAAUCAUUUAGCUGAAGUUCUGUGGAGUGUCAAUAUGAAGGGCAUUUCUUCACUAGUAUGUACAAUCCCACUCUUCGUUUCCUCUCUUAGCUUCUUCAUGAUACCACUACGCCUCCCGAUGCUCACUGUUAGCUGCUAGUCGUUAGCCACUAGCCGUAGCUAACCCACCCUGUUCUAUCCUUGUGUGUCACAUUCCAUCCUUAGACAAUCAUCGUUCACUUUUUUGUGUAUUUUUAAAUGUUUUUCUUUCUUUUGUUCUUUGUUUUCAUUUCAUUUUUUUGUCUUAGGUCAGUCAGUCGCUGUGGUCGUUGGUAUUUCAAAUGUGUAUGUUUUAAAAAAAACUACAAUGGUAUUUAUUUUAAUUAGUUUUAUAUAUUUCUUUGUUUUUGUUUUGUUUUUUGCAAACAGUUAGUCUGUUUACUGAAUAGCACUGUUCUUACCCCCCUCCCCCCAUCCCAACCCACCCUCUCUUUCCCCAGCACUCUGACUCCACUCUAGAUGAACUGUGGAGGGUUUGCUGGGUGUGUGUGUGUGUGUGUGUGUGUGUGUGUGUGUGUGUGUGUGUGUGUGGGUGAUGGGGGGACAGUCUAGCUCUUACUCCAUGGAUGUUUGUAGGUCUUUGCUCCCAGUAUUCAUUAGUCAUUUAACCCCCCACCCCCACCCAAAUCC
This is a messenger RNA of Alosa sapidissima (American shad), 5957 nucleotides long. It is a transcript of the gene mecom, whose product is annotated as MDS1 and EVI1 complex locus. Gene Ontology annotation, cellular component: nucleus. Gene Ontology annotation, molecular function: protein binding; DNA-binding transcription activator activity, RNA polymerase II-specific; RNA polymerase II cis-regulatory region sequence-specific DNA binding. Gene Ontology annotation, biological process: regulation of transcription by RNA polymerase II. The record is from RefSeq and is a predicted model, not a curated record. Lineage: Eukaryota; Metazoa; Chordata; Actinopteri; Clupeiformes; Clupeidae.